Messenger RNA from Seminavis robusta, 1557 nucleotides. The record is from the annotation of a GenBank genome assembly. Lineage: Eukaryota; Bacillariophyta; Bacillariophyceae; Naviculales; Naviculaceae.
AUGUUGUGGUUAUCUCAUCGAAGAAUCACUGUCUUUCUGGCGGUUGUCAUUGGCAGUCUCAUUCUGCUCCCGAUUUCUAUUUCGGCCCAGCAAGAAACCACGGAGAAUGACGAUACUAGUGGUACACCCCAUCCUCAUGCCGACAGUUGUUCUUGGACAGGUGGAGCUUGUGAAUGGGAUUACAACAUGCAAAUGAUGACAGCAACCUUUCUCAAUGACAAGAAGGAGACAUUCUAUGCCUAUGUGGAACCCGACGUUUCUACCUUUUACAAUCAAUCCGAAGGACAACUCCAACCCGUACAACCUGACUUUACCGGCAUGUUUGUCAAAUUCGUCAACAUGGGACCCAAAAUGGUACGGGUACUUUGGAUUCCAAAUGGAAACACCGCCAAAGAUCCCUUGGAAAUAUGUGACAUUGAACCCUUUGGAUCCUGUGGAACCGCAUCCUAUCCCAGCCAACACUUUCAACUCGCGUGGCCGGAUAACUUGGAUCUCGUUCUGGAGCGAUUCACCACCAAACCAGGAAAGAAUGUCUACGUAUACGAUGCAUUUCGAGGAUCCUACGAAAAGGCAUAUCGAAAGUUAAAACCAGAAGACUUUCAACACUACAUGAUGCAAUACAACAAUAAUCUAUUCAACAAACACUACAAAGAAAAAACAGGAAGAGAAUGGCUCGCACUCUAUGGACAAAAAUUCCCACCACGAUUUCACAUGUGGCAAGCCGAUUCCUUGGGACAGACUCAUGUGGUGACCACCAAGGAAAUUCACUUUGUCGAAUAUCCACCCGAGGAGGAACUCGCCAAGGGAGUAUCGCUCUAUGGACCACGACCGGAAGAAAUCACACGGAAUCGCAAACAUCGAGAUACCCAUGCCACUAUGGAGUUGCACUUGACGGUGCUCUCGUGUGCGCCACGAGUCUUUGAAAUCAAACAUUUCUUGUCCGAUUUGGAAGUCGACCACUUGUUAAAGGUCGCGGAACAAAAGAAUCUCGAAACAUCCACUACUCGGGCAGGGGACUAUGCCAAGGUGACACAAGAGGAAUCCACUCGCACAUCCACCAAUACGUGGAUUGGACGGCACCAAGAUAUCAUACUCGAUGCCAUUUAUCGACGAGCCGCAGAUGUCAUGAAGAUUGACGAACGACUCUUUCGACGACGACGCAAAACAGAAAUUCCAGAAUUCACAGAAAGUAUGGUCGACAUCUCGGAAAGCUUGCAAUUGGUACAUUAUGAUGUCGGGCAGCAGUAUACACCGCAUCAUGACUUUGCAAUGCCACGCCUAGUCAAGGGACAACCCUCUCGUUUUGCUACGCUCCUCCUCUACUUGAAUGAUGAAGGAUUGCGGGGCGGUGAGACGACUUUCCCCAUGUGGCGAAAUGCCGAAACAUCCAAACGGUUAGAUGUCAAGCCAGAAAAGGGCAAAGCGCUUCUUUUCUACAAUCUACUUCCAGAUGGAAACUACGAUGAGCUGUCCAUGCACGCAGCUCGUCCCGUGCUACAGGGAGAAAAGUGGUUGGCGAAUCUUUGGGUGUGGGACCCAGUUCUCGCUCAUGGUUAG